Molecule: messenger RNA, 636 nt
Organism: Penicillium daleae
Lineage: Eukaryota; Fungi; Ascomycota; Eurotiomycetes; Eurotiales; Aspergillaceae
Product: cytochrome b5-like heme/steroid binding domain-containing protein
Exons: 2
Biological process (GO): unsaturated fatty acid biosynthetic process
Cellular component (GO): endoplasmic reticulum membrane
Molecular function (GO): stearoyl-CoA 9-desaturase activity; iron ion binding
Source: RefSeq, a predicted model, not a curated record
UUCCUCCGGCUUGCCGAUCAAUCACCCCCGAAACCGUCACACUGCCGAAAAGCAAGACCACGAUGGCGAAAACUAAGUCAGGAGGUCAGAAACUCGCCUCUCGAUCAUGUUCUCACUGCCUUGAUGACGCUAGGCGAGAGCUACCAUAACUUCCGCCACGAAUUCCCAUCUGAUUAUCGCAACGCCAUCGAAUGGUGGCAGUAUGACCCAACAAAAUGGUCAAUCUGGAUGUGGAAGCAACUGGGUCUGGCCUCUAACCGUGUUCAGCAACUGCAGAAGGUGGUUGACCAACAACGAGCCAAAAUUGACUGCGGAGUUCCCUUGGAGAAGCUGCCAGUCUUUUCCUGGGAUGGGUUUCUGCAAGAUGCUCGCAGUGGGAAGGCCCUUGUUGCGAUCGCCGGUAUGAUUCAUUAUGUGACGGACUGUGUCAAUGAGCAUCCUGGCAGCAAGGCAUUCAUCAGCUCUGGUAUUGGGAAGGAUGCCACUGCACUUUUCAAUGUCGGAAUUUAUAAUCACUCCAACGCAGCGCACAAUCUUCUCUCUAACAUGCGUGUUGGUGUUAUCUGCGGUGGUGGUGAAGUUGAGAUUUGGCGGCAAGCGCAUCCUGAGAAACUUGCGCCUGUCGGAGUUGCUUAG